GCAAAGUUCGGCGCCCACAGCCGUCUAUAUAGCGCGCGGGCGGCGCAGCCAGCUGCAACGCACUCAGCGCUCCCCACGACCACACGACCGCAGAAGCCGCCACCGCAAGCGCCAUGAAGACUCUGCUGGCUCUCCUGAUGUUGGCCGUCGCCUGCCAGGCGCGACCAGAUGCUGGCCAGGUGAACAUCGCAGAGACGGUGGAGCAACUGAACCACACGAUCGUCAACGCCGCCCAUGAGCUCCGCGAGACACUGGGCCUGCCAACGCAAGACGAGGCCCUCAACCUGCUCACCGAGCAGGCUAAUGCCUUCAAGACCAAGAUCGCCGAGGUCACCUCCACACUCAAGCAGGAGGCCGAGAAGCACCAGGGCGCUGUGUCGGAACAGCUCAACACCUUCGUUCGUAACCUGAACAACAGCAUCCACGACGCCGCCACGUCCAUCAACCUGGAAGAACAGCUCAACUCUCUCCAGUCGACACUCAACAACGUUGGACACCAGUGGCAGGACAUCGCGAGCAAGACGCAGGCGGCGGCGCAGGACGCGUGGGGUCCGGUGCAGUCGGCGCUGCAGGAGGCCGCCGAGAAGACGAAGCAGGCAGCGGCCAACCUGCAGAACUCCAUCCAGUCGGCCGUCCAGAAGCCUGCCAACUGAGCCACGCUGCCGGAAGCGCCGUCUGUCCCCUCUACCACCUUCCUCUCUGCCUGUCUUAGCCAAUAAAUUACAUGUACAGUUUAUCGUAAAAUACAACUUUUUCCUCUCUAUUUA
Schistocerca serialis cubense is the source of this 767-nucleotide messenger RNA. Its product is annotated as apolipophorin-3b-like. The record is from RefSeq and is a predicted model, not a curated record. NCBI's taxonomy places the organism in Eukaryota, Metazoa, Arthropoda, Insecta, Orthoptera, Acrididae. Bases 114 to 653 code for a protein of 179 amino acids. The transcript has 4 exons.